This is a messenger RNA of Rubroshorea leprosula, 1801 nucleotides long. NCBI's taxonomy places the organism in Eukaryota, Viridiplantae, Streptophyta, Magnoliopsida, Malvales, Dipterocarpaceae. The record is from the annotation of a GenBank genome assembly.
AGCCAAGCUCUGAUGGCGGAGAAAUCGCAAUCAGUUCGCGUGCAAUUUACCGGCGGAGUACUGAAAAUUCGAUCCCGAUUUCGGAAAAUGCAAGCUCCGGUUGAUCCAGAACGCAUGCAACGGCUUCCUGAAUCUCGUCAAAGUGCAGAGUCAAAUGCCUAAGCAGCUGAUAAAGUCGCCUACCAGUUACAGUCCACCGGUAUCUCUUCCGGCUGUGCGGAUGCUGCUGCUGCAGGUGCCAGAAACUGGAAUUUUCUUCAGUGAGGAUGGGAAAAAUAUCCCAGCUGCUUGACUUUGAAAUCUCAUGGAACACAAUGUAUGGAGUGCAGCCAUCUCUUUCUUCUUGUCAGGGCACCCUCUAGAUCUACAAUCCUGUCAAAGUUAUAGCCACCACAUGAGGAAACUUAACAACAGCCAGUGCCUCUGAGGAAUUGGAGUUGUAUAGAUGUUAUGUGGCUGGUGGCAAUGCAGUGAUGUGUUUGUAUGGAGAUGGUGGUUUGCUAAUGCUCUUGGUGAUGGUCAUUUUGGAACUGCAAAAAUGAUCUGUGUGGAGAAUGAAGAUGAAUGAUGUUUUGGAUGGCUUAAAAUGACUUAAAAUGCCUAUGCAAUGGUGUGAGAGAUUGCUUUCUGAUUGAUGAAUAACCUUAAGAGAAGUGCUUCAAGAAAGCACACUCAAACUAAAAAUGAUUACCUAGCUUUAAGAAGCUGUAUGACAUUAAUAGUGGGACUGGAACAGAAAUUAGACGGAACUCUAUUUUAGGGGUCUUAGUUUGUUCUUUAUCUAUUGGAACCUUUAUUGAGAAUUCCAUUCAAGUUCUAGGUAGUAUUUUUAUUCCUGUCUAAUCUUUCCAUGAAGUAAAACUUCUGAAUACUAAACUGAUCUAAUAUUUCAAUGAACACACUCAAACUCAUGUUUUGAAGACUUUUGAGUCAAUGAAUCUAAUCAAAAAGCUUAUUUGGACCAGCCUUUUUGCAGGCUUUGUUGUGACUCUUCAUCAUACCAAGGAUCUUCUGGAAAAUGAUGUGUCCCUUUCUUCAAAACACCACAAUCUUCUUGGGAAAGUUGAUCAUAUGCAGCCUGCUUCUUUUGAAGAUUGCACUUCAGUUUCUGCCUAAAUCCAGGUUAGCAGAAUCUAAUAAUUAAUUGCUGGGUCAUAUCCUAACAAAUCCCAGCGGAUCAGGUUAUAUUUGUUUUGUUUGUGUGAUGCCCAAAUGACAUCUUUGUCGGAGGUUGUAUUCUGUAUCACUCACAGACAACCACAAAAAGCAUGGGAUGGAGCUUCGAGAAGCCAUUGAUGCUGCAGAUUAAUGCUACAUACACAUACAUGCAUAAUAUAUUUAUAUUCUUCAAAAAUAAUACUAUCCUAAGUAUUAGAUUUUUUUCAAAGUACAUAUCGGUUCAUUUAGUGGUAAGCUUAUCAUUAAUUAGGAAAAGGACCAACUGAUGGUCCUGCUGUUGAUAGAAAUCUCUGUUUUUGUCCUUUUGGAAGAGACGUAUCAUGCAUUAUGUUGUUUAUUUGUAUUACUAGGCUACAGCCCCACCUCCAGAAAUAGGGAAAUGUCAGUGUCUGCCAUGGAAGUUGGUGUCAUGUAUGCAUGAAGUCUUAAACUAGAUUGAGAAGAUUAGUAACAUUCAAUUUCAUUAUUCAUAUGUAACUUGUUAUUAGCAAGGUUUUUAAGUUGCUUGAUUGGUGAUUGCAUAUGUAAUCUCUAACCAUGUCUUUAUUGCUGCCAACAUGGAAGAGUAUCAAAUCAUGUCUUUAUUGCUUAAAACAUUGGCAAAUGAAUUGGAUAUAGAUUG